This is a messenger RNA of Aspergillus welwitschiae, 786 nucleotides long. RefSeq lists its product as uncharacterized. The record is from RefSeq and is a predicted model, not a curated record. The transcript is spliced from 3 exons. Lineage: Eukaryota; Fungi; Ascomycota; Eurotiomycetes; Eurotiales; Aspergillaceae. The coding region runs from base 1 to 786 and encodes 261 amino acids.
AUGAACGGAAUAUUUGCGGCUGAUCUUGCGGCUUAUCUGAUCCUCUCGCCGAUUGUCGUCUAUAUAUUCAUAACUCACCGAUGGACCGGGUUUCUGGCCUGGUACUCCCUAAUAAUGUUCUGCUCCGCUCGAGUUAUUGGAGGUGCUCUAGGAGUUCGCGACAGCAGCAGCAUGGCAGCGAAUAUCAUCCAGAGCGUGGGAAUCACGCCUUUAAUUCUAUGCGUUGACGGAUUGGUCCAUGAAGCCCGAACGUAUCGUUUUCCAUAUGCCAGCCGUCGCCUCAAUUGGUCCGUCGUGAUUGGAACAUCAGUUACCAUGGUGGUAGCUAUAAGUCUUUCUAUCAAGGCAUGCCUGGAUAUUUUCGAGAACAAAGCACAGUCCGACGAUUACUCAUUAUGGAAGGCUGGAUCAUCCCUGACCGUUGUGGUCUGGCUCUUCCAAAUUGGGUGGUCGGUUUACUCCUUACAAUUCCACGAUAAAGAAAUUCAAGGUCCGGGAUAUCAAGGCGGCACUGUGCUCCUUCAGGGUGCGCUAGUUGCACUAGCAUUCAUUGGUGUCCGUGUCAUCUACGCACUUGUUGCUGUUUGCACCGAGAGUAAAGAUCUUAGUCCAGUGUAUGGACUAAUGUCCGUCCGCGUUGUUCUUAUGUUCCUGCCGGAGUUGUUUGCGACCAUCACCAUGAUCGUCGUGGGUGUCCGCACCAGACAUCUCCGAGAACUGGAAGACGAAACGGACUAUGGAAAGCUUGAUGUGGUCCAGCCCACUUCGGUUGGCAUUGCGGCUUAG